Messenger RNA from Ichthyophthirius multifiliis, 830 nucleotides. RefSeq lists its product as hypothetical. Lineage: Eukaryota; Ciliophora; Oligohymenophorea; Hymenostomatida. The record is from RefSeq and is a predicted model, not a curated record. The transcript has a single exon.
UAUAAAUAAAUGAAUGAAAUUAUUGAAUAGAGUAAUGAUUAUUAUGAUAGUUAAAGUUAAGAACUAGCUUAAGAAAAUAUAAUAGAUAAAAAAACUAAAAUAUUAAAAAGAUAUAAAGAUAUAAUAAAUGAUUAAAAUGAAUUGUUAUAAGUUUAAGACUUAGGAAAUAUAAAUCAAGAAAAAAAUAUUAUAUUGAAAAUUUUAAAUGAUUAAAUAGAAAGUUAAGAAUAUAAUAUUUUUUCUGUAUAAAAUAAAUAUAAUAAGCAAUAGGAAUUAAUUGAAUAUUAAAAUGAAAUUAUUAAAUCUUAAGAAUAGUACAUUGAAAAAUAAUUAAAUUAAUCUUUUAAUAAUAGACUUUACAAAAGUUCACAAAAAUAAAAUAAUAGUUAAUUAUUAAAACAAAGCUAAAAUAAUAGCUAAUUAUUAGAAAAUAUUUAAAAUUUAAAUAAUUAAUAGGAAAUAGUUGAGAAUUAUUAGAAAAUUUUAAACUAAAAAAAUAUAAACUCCUUUUAAGAAUAAAAUUCAGUUUUAUUUGAAAAAAUAAAAUAAGUAAAAGAUAAAUUAAUUAACGAAAGUAAUAUAUAGAAUAAAAACAAUUUAUCAAAUGAAGAAAUAAUAAACUUUUAACAAAAAAUUAUUUAAAUUUAAGACAAUUUUAUUUUAAAAUCUAGAGUAUAAAGCCGCGUAAAUUCAGAAAAAUCUUCUUCUUUAUAAAAUACUCCUAAAAAUUCUAAUUUGAAUAGAAAAAUAUUUCCUUUUUAUAAUUAAAUUUAAGUAAAUACUGAUAUAGUAUUAGAAAGUAAAGAAGAAUAAAAUAAAUUAAUCCAAUA